AUGGGGAAGCCAGGGCAACGGAGGGAGGGAGGAAAGGAGGGAGAGGAGGGCUGCCUGAGCCGGGAGCCUGCAGUCACAAAGGCCGUCGCUAGGAGACGCUCUUUGCACACACUGACACGGGGAGAGUCUGGUCAGAAGGGUUUGGUGACAGGAGGGAGGAGGGAGGCGGGCGGCUUGCUCAGGCUCAGGGCGCUCGCAAAGAGCGAUUUUCGAGAAACAUCUAGCAGCUAUACCACUCAUAACAUCAGUCCUUCCCCUCCAGGCCCAACCCAUAACAUCAGUAUAAAAGGACAGGGAAGAGGCGAUCUCUGGGGUUUGAGUGGCCCCCUGGCAGUACAGGAGUCCCAGGCCCAGGGCUCCUGGCAUAAAGAACAAGCUCUCUGUUGCGUGAUUAAGACCGCUGCAAUUGGAGCAAUAGUAGGCCAAAGAGGAAAUAAAAUCAUGGAAUCACAAGAGUCAUUGUAUUCUAAAAUACAGGCCAGCAGAGAAGAACCUGAGGCAGAGGUGAAGAUACAUGGCAACAAAGAGAACCAGAAAUUGGCUAAGUCAAUAAUAGAGGGAGUAGUCACAAAAGCAGAGAGAUAUUCUAAAGAGGGAGCGAAAGGAAGCAGCACUUUGAAAACAUCUUAUACUGAAAAGGGCACAGAGAGGAAGGUACCUAUGACUGACUGGGAUGCAGUUAGAGUCACCUAGUAUAUACAAAGCAAGUGGGAAGGCCUUCCUCCGAUUAAGAAAAACUUCUAUGUAGAAUCUGCAAGGACCAAAUCAAUGUCAGAGGCAGAAGUACAUAAGUGGCGAAAAGAAAAUAAUAUAAUGUGUGAAGACUUGAAAAAAAAUGAAAAACGAGCUAUUCCACACCCCAUUUGCAAAUUUGAAGAUGUAUUUGAUCAUUAUCCUGAAGUUAGGGACAGUGUGAAGAAAGCAGGUUUUAGCAGACCUACCCCAAUUCAGUCUCAGGCAUGGCCAAUAAUAUUAAAAGGAAUUGACCUAAUCGGCAUUGCCCAGACAGGCACUGGGAAAACAUUAGUAUAUCUGAUACCAGGCUUUAUUCACCUUGAUCUCCAACCAGUAGCCAGGGAGAAAAGGAGUGGUCCUGGUAUGUUGGUGCUCACACCAACCAGAGAAUUGGCUAUCCAAAUUGAAAGUGAAUGUAAGAAAUACACAUAUGGAGACACUAAAAGCAUUUGUAUAUAUGGUGGUAGAGAGAGAAGAGAUCAAAUUGAGCAUGUUACCAAAGGUGUAGAUAUUGUCAUUGCCACCCCUGGCACACUCAGUGAUCUUCAGAUGAAUGAUUUCAUCAGACUUAACAGCAUAACAUAUCUGCUUCUAGACGAGGCUGAUAAAAUGCUGGACGUGGGAAUUGAGUCUCAAAUAAUGAAAAUUUUAUCGGAUAUACGGCCAGACAGACAAACAGUAAUGACCAGUGCAACUUGGCCUGAUGCUGUUCGUCGUCUUUCACAAAAAUAUCUGAAAGAUCCAAUGAUUGUUUACAUUGGCACCUUGCAUUUAGCUGUAGUAAAUACUAUAAAACAAAAAAUAAUCAUAACUACGGAACAAGAAAAACGAGUUUUAAUACAUUGGUUCAUUGAUUCGAUGAAGCCUGAAGAUAAAGUAAUUAUUUUUGUAGGCAGAAAACUUAUUGCUGAUGAUAUAUCCAGUGACCUGAGCAUCAAGGGUAUACCUGUGCAGUCACUACAUGGUAAGAGAGAACAGAGUGACCGGGAACAAGCAUUGGAUGAAUUUAAAGAAGGAGUAGUGAAAAUAUUAAUAACAACAGAUAUAGCAUCGCGAGGUCUUGAUGUUCUAGAUGUCACCCAUGUUUUUAACUUUAAUUUUCCUCAGAACAUUGAAGAAUAUGUCCACAGGAUAGGACGUACGGGACGAGCUGGACAAUUGGGAGAAGCGAUCACCUUCUUCACUAAAAACGAUUGGAAAAUUGCUGAGGAGUUAAUUAACAUUUUGCAGCGGGCCAACCAAGAAGUCCCCCAAGAGCUUGCAUCAAUGGCUGUGCAAUAUAGGCAGCAUAAACGUAGAAAGAGGGAGGAAAAAAAAGGGGAAAAUCGAGACGGAUUCCUCGAUUCUUCAGCGAGCGUCGCAGGUGCACGGACCUGGCCUCCAGGUGGGAUUCGUGGAGGUAAGGAGGCCUGGUUCCGGUCGGACAUGCCGGUCGUCGGCCUUGAUACUUCAUCAUCCUUGCUGUCCGCCCAGCGCAGCAAGCCCUGCUGCUACGAGUCAGCGGUGCAUUGUAGCCCAAACCUGGCGCCUCUUUUGCUGCUUCGCGCGCGCGCGCUUUCCCUCUCGGUCCCCUACCCUGCAGCGAAGAGUGACGUAAUGCGGCCCGGGCUCGUCAACGGCGCGGGGAAGGAGGCCGCGGCGGCGCGCACUCCGGGCCCAGGGUAG
Messenger RNA from Vombatus ursinus (common wombat), 2400 nucleotides. RefSeq names its product probable ATP-dependent RNA helicase DDX53. The record is from RefSeq and is a predicted model, not a curated record. Gene Ontology annotation, molecular function: ATP binding; RNA binding; RNA helicase activity. NCBI's taxonomy places the organism in Eukaryota, Metazoa, Chordata, Mammalia, Diprotodontia, Vombatidae.